This is a messenger RNA of Echinostoma caproni, 981 nucleotides long. The record is from the annotation of a GenBank genome assembly. NCBI's taxonomy places the organism in Eukaryota, Metazoa, Platyhelminthes, Trematoda, Plagiorchiida, Echinostomatidae.
AUGGGAGCAAACGAUUUGACUCGUAUCCGCAGCCAUUUUUCGAGACACUCACGAAUCAAAGAGUUUCCCGGUUAUGGUGGAAAAAUUCACACAUUGGCAUGGAAUGCCACAGGAAGCCGACUGGCCUCCGGAUCGUCAGAUAAAUUGGUGAAUGUGUACACUUUGGACGGUACCCGACUGAGCAAAGCGCAGACCUUUCGCGGUCAUAAUGAGAGUGUCGAUCAACUCUCUUGGCAUCCGAACGAUCAAGACGUGCUAGCGUCAGUGGGUGCAGAUGGGGCAGUUCGACUUUGGGAUUGUCGAUCCAAAAAGGAUCCUGUAACAGCACAACUGAAAGGUGAAAAUAUAAACCUAGCGUGGACAUCUGAUGGUCGGUGCAUCGCAGUUGGAAGUAAGACCGAUUUGAUUUCAUGGUUGGAUGUUCGAGCCGGUCUCAAACUGAUCCAAUCGGAACAAUUCAACUUCGAAAUCAACGAGUUCGCAUGGAAACCGAACAGUGAUAUUUUUUUGCUCACCACUGGGCUGGGAAGCAUACUGGUUUACAGCGGCAAACCGGGUGACAUGAAACGAGAGACCAGUUUGUUGGCGCAUCCGGUAAAUGCCAUGUGUUUGCAGUUCUCUCCUAACGGGAAAUAUUUUGCUGUGGGCAGUGCUGAUGCGUUAGUUUCAAUCUGGGAUUCCGACGAAUUCGUGUGUCUGCGUACUCAGUCCCGUCUGGAAUGGCCAGUUCGCACUCUCGGUUUCUCUUUUGACGGCGAAGUGAUUGCAGCCGCCAGUGAGGAUCACUUCAUUGAUAUCGGGCAUGUGAGAACGGGUGAACAGGUGUUCCAAGUCGGCACGCACUCGGCCGCCACAUUUGUGCUUGCCUGGCAUCCGAAACAAUAUCUGCUUAGCUACUCGAGCGAGGCUAAAUACGACCAAGGAGUGAUUCGCCUGUUCGGUCUGCCGUCUGACGGAAGUCGACCGGCCGAUCCGAUCUGA